UGCACCCUGUCCAUUACACAUACAAGGACCAAAAGGCUAUCUCCUCCAACCUCCUUAUUUUACACAGAGGGAAAUCGAGGCCUAGGGAAGGUUCUGACUCUUCGAAGGUCCCAAAGGCAGUCGUUUUCAGAUUUAAACACAAAUCCUCUGAGUCCAGAGACAAGUGUGCUCUUUCCAUUGCACUGCUUCCUCCCUAAUACUUUUUAUUAUUCUGAAACAAGAAAGCAUUUAUUUCUCUCCUACUAUAAGGUGCCAGGCACGGUGGGACCCAAAGAGAGAAACGCAACAGUGCUUGCCCUCAAAGAGCUUUUAGUCUCUGCCAGGCACAUCCGUGUGGGUGGUGGAUGGCGUGCUGGACCUAGGGUUCCGGAUACCUCAGUCUGAAUCCUAAGUAUGUAAUUCUCGGGCAUUGUCGUGUGUAAGAAAGGUUGCAUCAAGCAUUCUACGAAAUAUGGAUACAAAUUGAAAUAAUUAGAGGAUUCUCAUUCUCAGAAACACAGCAAAAUGUAUAAACCAACAGAGACAGUGAAACGUCGACUCAAUGUGCAUGUACCACCAAGGAUAAGAAGUGUGGAUGUUGCUAGAGGACGAGCAGGAUAUGGAUUUACCCUUUCUGGACAAGCACCUUGUGUUCUUAGCUGUGUUAUGAAAGGGAGCCCUGCAGAUUACGUAGGACUAAAAGCUGGAGACCAGAUCUUUGCUGUCAAUGACAUCAAUGUAAAAAAGGCUUCUCAUGAAGAUGUAGUGAAGCUGAUAGGGAAGUGUUCUGGGGUGCUACGUAUGGUAAUUGGCGAAGGUAUCAGUCACAUGGACUCUUGUUCUAGUGAUGAAGAAGUUGGAUUUUAUGAAGGAAAAGGCUGGCUAAAGCCCAAACUUGAUUCCAAAGCAUUAGGUAUCAACAGAGCAGAGAGAGUUGUUGAAGAAAUGCAAUCUGGUGGAAUUUUUAACAUGAUCUUUGAAAAUCCUACUCUUUGUGCUGCUAGUUCAGAUCACUCGAAACCAAAACAAAGGUCCCUUUCAGAGUCAGCUGCUGCUGCUGCUCGGUUUGACAUUGCACAGGAAAGUAUAAAUAGUCCAAAUUAUAAUCUUCAUUCUAAGGAAGAAAUAUCUAAAGUUGUUCAUGAUGAUUCAGUUUUCAGUAUUGGACUAGAAAAUCAUGAUGACUUUGGAUUAGAUGCAAGCAUUUUAAAUGUUGCCAUGGUGGUAGGUUAUCUAGGUUCAAUAGAACUUCCUUCAACCAGCUCCAACCUUGAAUAUGAUAGUCUGCAGGCUAUUCGUGGGUGUAUGAGACGCUUGCGGGCUGAACAGAAAAUACAUUCGUUGGUAAUGAUGAAGAUUAUGCACGAUUGUGUUCAACUCUGCACUGACAAAGCUGGCAUAGUGGCUGAAUAUCCUGCAGAGAAACUGGCAUUUAGUGCAGUGUGCCCUGAUGACAGAAGAUUCUUUGGACUGGUUACCAUGCAGUCUAAUGAUGAUGGAAGUUUAGCUCAGGAAGAUGAAGGAGUUUUGAGGACAUCUUGUCAUGUUUUCAUGGUAGAUCCAGAAUUGUUUAGCCAUAAAAUUCAUCAGGGUAUUGCAAGACGAUUUGGGUUUGACUGUACAGCUGAUCCAGACACUAAUGGUUGUUUAGAAUUCCCAACAUCAUCUUUACCUGUUUUGCAGUUUAUUUCUGUCCUAUAUAGAGACAUGGGGGAAUUGAUUGAAGGAAUGAGAGCACGGGCCUUCCUGGAUGGUGAUGCUGAUGCUCAUCAGAAUAAUAGUACAAGUAGCAAUAGUGAUAGUGGCAUUGGCAAUUUCAACCAGGAAGAAAAAAGCAACAGAGUUCUGGUGGUUGAUUUAGGAGGCAGUUCAAGUAAGCACAUUCCUAGUAAUGUGUGGGAAAAUCCAGGAGGAAGAGCACCAAACCCACCUAGUGCACACUGGAAUGGUUUCUGUCAUGAUUCAGAAGGAAAUUCUUUAGAAGCAACUCAGAAUGAUAAAUUUUGUGAUUUAAAUAAGCAUUUAGUACCUUCUUCCCGAAUGGAGGUUCCUCUUGUUUCUUCACGGAGUUCAGUCCCUCCUUCCAAAAGAAGUACUAUGGGUAUAGGUGGUGGUUCCAACCAAAGGUGGCUGCCUGUCCAUGUCCUCCAGGAAUGGCAACAUGGCCAUGCCAGUGAUCAGGAGUCAUACACGGAUUCUACAGAUGGAUGGUCAAGUGUGAAUUGUGGCACACUUCCUCCUCCAAUGAAUAAAAUUCCAGCUGACCGAUACAGGGUCGAGGGAAGCUUUGUUCAGCCUCAACUAAGUGUUCAUAAGAGUGAGUGGUCUAAAAAAGCUUUUGGGAUGCAAACCAUCUUUGGCCCUCAUCGAAAUGUUAGAAAGACGAAAGAGGACAAAAAGGGGUCAAAGUUUGGACUUGGAAUUGGUUUGGGUCAUACUCCACAGCGUACCUCUACUCGGAGAUCAUUUGGAAGAUCCAAGAGAUUUAGUAUUACUCGCUCACUUGAUGACCUUGAGUCUGCAACUGUAUCCGAUGGUGAAUUAAACAGUACUGAUUUGAAAGACUGUGUUAGCAACAACAGCCUCAGUAGCAAUGCCAGCCUUCCCAGUGUGCAGAGUUGCAGAAGACUUCGGGAAAGGAGAGUUGCAAGUUGGGCUGUUUCAUUCGAGCGUCUUCUACAGGAUCCUAUUGGUGUUAGAUACUUUUCUGAUUUUCUAAGGAAAGAAUUCAGUGAAGAAAAUAUUUUGUUCUGGCAGGCGUGUGAAUAUUUUAGCCAUGUACCUGCACAUGACAAAAAAGAGCUUUCCUAUAGAGCCCGUGAGAUCUUCACAAAAUUCUUGUGUAGCAAAGCUACCACGCCGGUUAACAUUGAUAGCCAGGCACAAUUGGCUGAUGAUAUUCUUAACGCACCACAUCCAGACAUGUUCAAGGAACAGCAGCUGCAGAUUUUUAACUUGAUGAAGUUUGAUAGUUACACUCGUUUUCUGAAAUCCCAGCUCUAUCAAGAAUGUAUUUUGGCAGAAGUAGAAGGUCGCUCUCUACCUGAUUCACAACAGGUCCCAAGUAGUCCUGCCUCUAAACACAGCAUCAGUUCAGAUCGCUCUAAUGUCUCAACGCCAAAAAAGUUAAGUGGAAAGUCAAAAUCAGGAAGAUCCCUAAAUGAAGAAUCAGGAGAAGAGGAUGGGGAGAAGAAACGCAAAGGAACAUUUUUUUCCUGGUCAAGGAAUAAGAGCACUGGACGAUCCCAGAAGAAGAAGGAACAUGGGGAUCAUCCACAUGAUACUCUUCACUCUAAUGGAGGAUUACAUCGACGUGAAUCACAAGGUUCCAUGUCUUCUGCUGCAAGCCUUGACCUGUCGGAAACCUGUAGGGUCUCAGUGGCUGAAAAGGACAAGUCGUCCAAGCACUGCUGCAUAAACCUUCCUGAUGGGACGUCAUGUGUGGUGGUUGUGAAAUCUGGAUUCUCAAUCAAAGAAAUAUUAUCUGGGCUGUGUGAGAAACACGGCAUCAAUGUGGCUGCAGUCGAUCUUUUUUUAGUAGGAGGGGACAAGCCGUUAGUGCUGCACCAAGACAGCAGCAUCUUGGAUUCCAGGGACCUACGCUUAGAAAAGCGCACUUUGUUCCGGCUUGAUCUAGUCCCAAUUAAUAGGUCAGUGGGACUGAAGGCCAAGCCCACCAAGCCAGUCACCGAAGUGCUACGGCCUGUAGUGGCCAAGUAUGGUUUGAAUCUUAGUGACCUUGUUGUGAGACUGAGUGGAGAAAAGGAGCCGCUAGAUCUUGGUGUUCCUAUUUCUAAUUUGGAUGGACAAAGAGUGAUCUUAGAAGAAAAGGAUCCCACUAAAGGAAAAGUAUUCACAGAGAAACAGAAAGGUGCAUCAGCCAAACAGAAUAUAGCUGUAAUUCCCAGUUCCAGAAAUCACUCCGCUACGGGAGAGGAAAGAACACUAGGCAAGUCUAAUUCUAUUAAAAUAAAAGGAGAAAAUGGAAAAAAUGCUAGGGAUCCCCGGCUUUCAAAGAGAGAAGAAUCUAUUGCAAAGAUUGGGAAAAAAAAAUAUCAGAAAAUUAAUUUGGACGAAGCAGAGGAGUUUUUUGAGCUCAUUUCCAAAGCUCAGAGCAACAGAGCAGAUGACCAGCGUGGGCUACUAAGAAAAGAGGACCUUGUCCUGCCCGAUUUUCUUCGUUUACCACCUUGCACAGCAGAACCAACUGCGUCUACUCCUACAACAACAAAAGGCCUAAACAAGAGAACUGUAAAAAAUGGCAGCAAGGAAAAGGCUUCAUCACCAAAUGGGAAGCUGGAAUCUCCUCAAAACGGUAAUGAAAGUCCAGUGAAGAGCCCAGGGCCUUCAGAGGGCAAGCCCAGGCCUACUCUGGCUGCCCUCCACAGUCAGAAGACUCACAGCGUUCCCUUCAGUGCCCCAUUGUCUCCAAUUCCACACGUCCAGGAAGGAACGGCAUCGGCGCAAAUAUGGAAGAGACAAUCCAAGGAACUACAUACUGAAGGCAUACAGACUAUAGAUGAUGAGAAUGUUGCCGACUUAACACUUGUGGGUGAAGGAGAUAUUAGUAGCCCUAACAGCACUUUAUUACCACCUCCUCCAACACCACCAUCAGAUGUUACGAAACUCACUGAAGCCAACUACUCACCCCCAACUCCUCUGACAGAUAAACAGGAAAAACCUGGAUAUCAGAGAUCCGUUUCAGGAGCAAACCAUGGAAGGAUGAAAGAAUCUGGAAACUUCUGUGAGCAGAUCCCCCUUCCACCCCGACAUGACCCCGGCUCAUAUCCUGGGAUGAACUCUGGCAGUGAACUCCCAGUGAACAGGAUCAUUGAUGUGGACGGAGUCAAGGGCGGAACCAACAGCCUGAUGCCCUCCUCAGAGUUGGAUGGCAAUCUCAGCUUUGAGGGAUCUAUCUCAGAGCUCCGAAUGUGCCAGGGGAGAACACGUACAGGCAUGUAUAGAACAUCAGACCUCCCAAGCCUACUGACUGUGAAGAGUGAGAAACACAAGAAAACAGAGAACCAAUAUAAAGCAACUUUUGUCUAAGUCCCAAGACUUAUCUUGUCCUUUAAGAUGCAGAAAUGUUUUUUUCAGUUCUUUUAUAUUUAAUGAUACUAAUAUUAAUAGUGCUUGAAGGUUUACAAAGUACCAUAUACACACUCUCUCAUUGCAGCCAUCUGAAGUAGGCAGUGCAAGUAUUAUCAUUCCCAUUUUACAGAUGGGGAAAGCAACAUCCAGAAAAGGAAAGUGACGAGCUUGAAAUCACUCAGUUUAUUGAUACUAGAGCCAGGAGUCAAACCUCUGUCUUAUGUUUUCAAAUCCAGUACUAGGCAAGCUCUCUGUUAGAAGGAUGAGAACAAUGAUGGUUCUGUAUGAGGUGAAAAGCUACAUGUUCCCUUGGGUGCUCGGCGUUCUCCAUUUGGAUGACCUCUGCCUUGAAAGUGAACUUUGCCAUGCUGUAGACAAGGCCUUUGUUGGCUGGAGUCAGAGAGCCUGUAAUUGUAUCCUGGCUCAGCUCUCUGCUCCCUCUUUGAGCUCAGGCUAAUCUCUGAACCUUCCUAUGCUUCGGGUCCCUGCUUGGUAAAACGAGGUAGUUGGCCUGGAUGACCUCCAAAGCAUACUCCACUUCUGACCAUGGACGUCCCAAGGUCCUUCCGGCUCUGCAUCCUAUGAGUCAUUCCUGAUCAGACGAGUUUAGGAGCCAUUCCCCACUCGUGUGUGAGCACAUUUAUGGUCUUCCAGAUAGACUGGGUGAAAAAGCAGAGGGAGAGAGCUGAUGAGGGCAUUCUCUGCUCUCUAAGAAGUCUGGUCAUGGAAAAUGCUUUAAGCAUGGUGAGGUACAAACAUGGGAACCCACUGUCUAUUCAAGCCAGAUGCCUGAUAUUUAGGAGUGGCCAGCAGGAGAAGGAGCAGUUUUCUGUUCACUUAUUAUACCUGGGUGACCUAGAGCAAUGGUUAGAACACUGGACUUAGAUCUGGGAAUCCAGCAGCUUGAUCCCAGGCUGAGCUCUGCUGUUACCUUGUAUGACCUUGGGGAGGUCAUUCAACUUGUCUAGGCCUCUCUUCCUUCAUCUCUAAAAUGAAGUUAACCUCUAAGAUCCCUUUUGGGCAGCUAGGUUGCACAGUGAAUA
This is a messenger RNA of Phascolarctos cinereus (koala), 6113 nucleotides long. The record is from RefSeq and is a predicted model, not a curated record. NCBI's taxonomy places the organism in Eukaryota, Metazoa, Chordata, Mammalia, Diprotodontia, Phascolarctidae.